Parascedosporium putredinis is the source of this 450-nucleotide messenger RNA. The record is from the annotation of a GenBank genome assembly. NCBI's taxonomy places the organism in Eukaryota, Fungi, Ascomycota, Sordariomycetes, Microascales, Microascaceae.
AUGGAUUCUCUUCCAGAACUUCAAACGGCCAUAGUUGGCACUCAAAAUGGCAAUCUCGUAAUCGCACACAACGUGCCCGUUCCGAAAUUGGAGGACGACAUGAUCCUCGUUCGCAAUUCAGUCAUGGGCCUCAACCCCGUGGAUACAAAGAUGACUGGCCAUCUUUGUACCGCGGGAGCCGUCGCCGGCAUGGACUUUGCUGGCAUCGUCUUGGCUGUUGGCUCCAAUGUCAAAGCCGCACGAGAUAUUACUGUUGGCGAUCGGGUUUGCGGCGCUGUCCAAGGAAUGCACGCCUUGACACCAACGGUAGGCGCCUUUGCACAGAUUGUCGGAGCCAGCGACGUAGUAACGCUGAAGGUUCCACCUAGCAUGACUCUAGAAGAGGCUGCUUCGUUGGGGAGCGGAAUCUGGUAUGAGGCCCAUCGCCACAUGUUCGCCAAAGAACUUUGA